Molecule: messenger RNA, 4657 nt
Organism: Anoplopoma fimbria (sablefish)
Lineage: Eukaryota; Metazoa; Chordata; Actinopteri; Perciformes; Anoplopomatidae
Gene: maoa
Product: monoamine oxidase
Exons: 15
Coding region: 18-1592 (524 amino acids)
Molecular function (GO): oxidoreductase activity
Source: RefSeq, a predicted model, not a curated record
ACGGACCAGACUGCACCAUGACUGCACCCAGCAACACCUACGAUGUGAUAGUGGUCGGAGGAGGAAUAUCUGGUUUGAGUGCAGCGAAGCUGUUGAAAGCCAAUGGAUUGAGCCCUGUGGUCCUGGAGGCCAGGGAUCGGGUCGGUGGUCGGACCUUCACUGUGCGGAAUAAGGAGACCAAGUGGGUUGACCUGGGCGGAGCUUACAUCGGACCAACUCAGAACCGCAUCCUCCGAUUGGCCAAAGAGUACGGCAUUCAGACCUACAAAGUCAACGAGCAGGAGAGUCUGGUGCAUUAUGUCAAUGGAAAGUCUUACCCGUUCAAAGGCUCCUUCCCUCCCAUGUGGAACCCCAUCGUGUUGUUGGACUUCAACAACCUGUGGAGGACAAUGGACGAGAUGGGCAAGGAGAUUCCCAGAGAGGCUCCCUGGAAAGCUCCCCAUGCUGAGGAGUGGGACAAGAUGACCAUGCAGGAGCUGUUUAAGAAAAUCUGCUGGACCAAAACCGCUUGCCACUUCGCCACGCUGUUUGUCAACGUGAACGUGACCUCUGAACCCCACGAGGUGUCGGCCCUGUGGUUCCUCUGGUACGUGAAGCAGUGCGGAGGAACCAUGAGGAUCUUCUCCACCACCAACGGAGGACAGGAGAGGAAGUUUGCAGGCGGCUCCAGUCAGAUCAGCGAGUGCAUGGCCAGAGAGCUGGGAGACCGAGUGAAGCUGGAGUCUCCGGUCUACAGGAUCGACCAGAGCAGAGACAUGGUGGUGGUGGAGACGCUGGACAAGCAGACCUACACAGCCAAGUACGUGAUCGUGGCCACGCCUCCCAGUCUGAACCUGAAGAUGCACUUUAACCCCGAGCUGCCUCCGCUGAGGAACCAGCUGAUCAGCCGCGUCCCCAUGGGCUCCGUCAUCAAGUGCAUGGUCUACUACAAGGAGAACUUCUGGAGGAAAAAGGGUUACUGUGGCACUAUGGUGAUCGAAGAGGAAGGCGCUCCCAUCAGCCUGACACUGGAUGACACAAAGCCUGAUGGGGACAUACCCGCCAUUAUGGGAUUCAUCCUUGCCCGCAAGUGCAGAAAGCUAUCGGGGCUGACCAAAGAGGAGAGGUUGAAGAAGAUCUGCGAGAUCUACUCCAGAGUGCUGGGCUCAGACAAGGCUCUGCAUCCGGUGCACUACGAGGAGAAGAACUGGUGUGAAGAGGAGUACUCUGGGGGCUGCUACACGGCCUACUACCCCCCAGGAAUCCUCACCCAGUACGGCAAGGUGCUGAGGGAGCCAAUCGGCAAGUUGUACUUUGCAGGCACAGAGACGGCCACAGAAUGGAGCGGCUACAUGGAGGGGGCGGUGCAGGCCGGAGAGAGAGCAGCCAGAGAGGUCAUGUGUGCAAUGAAUUUAAUCCCCCAGAGUCAGAUCUGGAAGGCGGAGCCUGAGUCUGUGGAAGUCCCAGCGCUCCCCUUUGUCACCAACUUCUGGGAGAGAAACAUGCCUUCAGUCAGCGGUCUCAUCAAGCUCGUUGGUAUCUCCGCCUUCCUGUCCGUUGGCGCUGCAGCCGGCGUGGUGGCCUACAAGAAGGGCCUCCUGCCCCGGAGUUAAACCUCAUCCCACUCCUCUGCAUCUCUCCCAUAGACACUCCUGUACUUCUAGUGCACUACUUUACAGCUCAAACUUUAAAAGUAGUUAACUGCAUCGAGUAUAGGAUGUUUUAAGAAACACUGGUCACACAAAAACACUAAUGCACCGACGCUCUGUGCACUGUCUGUUCACAAAAGAAAGAGAGAGUGAGACAAAGUAAUGUGCUGAUUAGAAGUUAAGAAAUGCAAGUGUGAGAGGAGAGAAGAAGAAAUCACUUCAGUUUAAAUCUACUGUUAAUCUGAGAUUCAGAUUUUGUGAAACCAAUGAAGGAAAAAGAGCAGAAUCAAUUUUAAAAAGGAAAUAUAUAUGACUAUAUAUAUAUAUAUAUAUAUAUAAAUAUAUCACGAUGAAUAUUCCAUACAUUGCCAAUGACAUUCACGUCCUUGAUUACAUGUGAGUUCACUAACUCUUCAUGCUUUCUGUGUGUGUAUGAGCUGUGUUUGUAUGCAUGCACACAUGCUUUGGUGAGCAUGCAUUUGCAAGUGUGAGUUUGUCAGUUGUGUACAAACUGUGUGUGGAUGUGUGUGUGUGUGUGUGUGUCCGCUGUGUCUAAUUACCUCUGCUGGUUAUAGGUGCUAAUUUAUUCUGGCCAAGCAGCUGUAGCUGUUUGUUAAUUUCCAGUAACAUCAGAAUAGAAUCGAGUGUUUGCCCGUUAUAAAAUCACAUAGAAGGUUUAAGGAUAAAGAUGGUGAUAUUCUGUAUUUUUCUUUUUGUCAACCAAUCCUAUCAAUACUUUUAUUGUUUAUUUUUAUUAAGUGUGUCUGUGUAUCCCAAGCCUGAUAAAUCUUCUUCAUCUGUGCCUCGGAGCUGAGUUGUUGUCCAAAAACUACUUUUAAAAACACACAUAAAUGACCACCCACAAAUACUCCAUAAUAACCUAAACCUGUACUAGUGUUAUGUACUCCCCAUCUACACUGCAUAGUUGGUUUAAGCUUUUCAGGCUGUGUUUUUAUGCGUUUAUUUAAAAAAGCUCACAUUCUGGCCGCUCUCAGAAAACUCACCAGGAGAGGAGAGAAACCGCAGAAAAAAUAACAGAGAGUUUUCUCUCUGUAAUGUUUCCUGCAGUUUAUCUCCUUUAAAUCUCUUUUCCCCUGUGCAGUUAUGAAGUGGAGUCGUACCGCCCCGGGAUGAAUUCAAGUCUUUUGCUCAAAUUGAAACAUUUUCAACUCCUCUGAACGCAUAAAGCCAAGUCCAUUUUAUUUCUAUAUCCAAGAAUCAUAAAUUUGCCCUUAAGGCAUUACAAUUUGUACGGCAUAUGAGAACCUUCACUAGUUCAUUUUAAAUGAAUCCCUCAUUUUACUCUCUAACCCACCAAAUGCACGACUGAAAAUAGUCCCAAUGCACUUUUCACUCCUGUUUGAUUGUGUUUCCACAUUUGCUAAUCUUCAGUAGGAACCAACUAGGGGCUAACAGGAUAGAGAAGUUAGAAAGUAUUGAGAAACAGAAUAAUAAAUUGUUAGUUUCCAUGGGAUUUGUUGACAGCGAGAAAAAGAGGAAGAUAAACGCACUAAAAGCCUUGUCCUUUCAUUUCAACUUUUAUUUAGGGGUAAUGUAGUUCUACCAAGCUGCUCUGAUAUAUUUUGGUAAAUGUAAUGGAGGCUUUCGAAUGUAUUUUCUUCAAAUUACAUAACACAAGCUAUUAAAUAUUUUUUACUUUUUCUCAUUCAUACUUGCAGUAACACAAUGGGAGGUGUUGUAACUAACUUAACAGCACAUCCAAGUGUUUGAAAUGAAAUUAUUGGAAGCUGUUUUUAGAGACCUGCAGUUCCUCUGUGAAGGCCUCCAACAACAACAGAGUGUGACUUACAUUAUUUCACUAAUCACAUGAUUAGUUUGAAUCAUGAAAGAUGUAUCGUAUGUGUUGCAAGUGCAUUUUUGAAUUGUUAAAGAGCACAGAAAAUUCUUGGUGAAAUAAAUUUAAGAAAACAUGAUCAUGCAGACAUUUGUAGACACUGAAUUCUUGCAUCACAAUUUACACACAACAGACUAUUUGCAGUGAAAAGUAAUUGUUGGCCACAUUGCAAGCACUUCAACAGCAAUCCAAGAUGAGUUGCGCUUUUUUUGGGGGGGGGGGCUUUUUGAUUAUCAUUUGUCAGAGUGGGAGACGUGUUUUUGUUUGUUUUUUCUUCUUCGGAAAUUAAGAUUUUGGAGGUAGAUGUGAAGAAAAACCACAUGAUUGACUGAGAGACUGUUCUCGUCCCAAAGACCGGUAUGUGUGUGCGUGUGUGUGUGUGUGUGUGUGUGUGUGUGUGUGUGUGUGUGUGUGUGUGUGAGUCUAGUUAUCUGUCGUGCCUUAAUGGAAGUCAUAGUGUUUUUUGUCAUUUCUCUCAAGUGCCUGUGUGACUCUCUGUGCUGGAGAUUAGAGUUCAGAUUGACCAAUGGUCGUAGGUUUAUCAUCAGUAACCAUGGAUACACAGGGACGAGCAAAAACCACCCCCAAUGUCCCCGUUUGUCCUCAUGUCCAAAAAACCUUUCAUGUCGUAGCAUCCCCUGUGUUUACCUGAGUUACGUCCUCAGUAUAAACCUGACUCAGGAGGGGAAACGCAGCGUCAGACCUGAAUAAUGGAGCUCAGACUGUUGGGUUGAUCAAACUGCUCAUCUCCAGUGAAGCCAAGUCUGUUUGUGUGUUUUGUAUUGUGAUUGCAGUGCUUCACUAUGUGUGUGUCUCUUCCCCCCCCCCUCCCUUUUUCCCCCAGCACAUGCACAUGCAAUGCUCUCACAUUUGAAGCAUUUUCUUCUAAAAAUGUUUCUGACUUCAGUGAUCAAACACAGCCAGCACACUACCCCAGUCCGUCCUUCCCAAACUACAGAACACUACCUGCACCAUCAGCAGUCACGAUGUAUCUGAUCCGUCUUCAGUUCUGCUCCGGAGACCCGAGACUGUUUCCUCCUCCGUCCCUCUUUGUCCCUCCGUGCAUAUGAGACUCUUCCUGUGACCCCUUCUUUGAUGUCUUUGAUUCCUCAAACAAAGCUGGUGAUAUUUAAAAGGAAAAAAAAUGUGAAAUAAAUCUUUUACUCGUCUUGAA